Oryctolagus cuniculus (rabbit) is the source of this 2224-nucleotide messenger RNA. Lineage: Eukaryota; Metazoa; Chordata; Mammalia; Lagomorpha; Leporidae. The record is from RefSeq and is a predicted model, not a curated record.
GCCGGCGUGUGUGCGCGCGCCCGCCCGCACGCGCCCGCCCCGCCGCCCGGGAGGGGGCCUGCGCGGCCGCGAGCGAGCCUCCGCCACCGCGGCCCGCGCCCGCAGGCGCCGGGGUCCCCGCGGCCCCGGCCGAUGUAGCGGCCGGGCCGGGCCGGAGCCGGCGGGGGGCGCGCGCUGUGCAUUGCUGCGGGGCUCUCCGGCGGGGGGCGGGGGGCGCAGGAAGCGGAAAGCCGCGCCGCGCCGCCGGGGAGCUGGGCGGUGAACCAUGUUGAGUCCUGCCAACGGGGAGCAGACCCACCUGGCCAACUAUGUGGAGGACUACCUGGACUCCGUGGAGUCCCUGCCGUUCGACCUGCAGCGGAACGUCUCGCUCAUGCGGGAGAUCGACGCCAAGUACCAAGAGAUCCUGAAGGAGCUGGAUGACUACUACGAGAAGUUCAAGCGCGAGGCGGAUGGCACCCAGAAGAGGCGCGUGCUGCACUGCAUCCAGAGAGCCCUGAUCCGCAGCCAGGAGCUGGGCGACGAGAAGAUCCAGAUUGUGAGCCAGAUGGUGGAGCUGGUGGAGAACCGCAGCAGGCAGGUGGACAGUCAUGUGGCCCUGCUCGAGGCCCACCAGGACGCCGGCGACGCGGCCGGCAGCAGCGGCAAAGCCGGCCAGGAGAAGUCCAAGAGCGAGACAGUCACGCAGGCGGAGAAGCCGAACAACAAGCGGUCCCGGCGGCAGCGCAACAACGAGAACCGGGAGAACGCUUCCAACAACCACGACCACGACGACAUCGCCGCGGGAACACCCAAGGAGAAGAAGGCGAAGACCUCCAAGAAGAAGAAGCGCUCCAAGGCCAAAGCAGAGCGGGACGCGUCCCCCGCCGACCUCCCCAUCGACCCGAACGAGCCCACGUACUGCCUGUGCAACCAGGUCUCCUAUGGAGAGAUGAUCGGCUGCGACAACGACGAGUGCCCCAUCGAGUGGUUCCACUUCUCGUGCGUGGGGCUCAACCAUAAACCCAAGGGCAAGUGGUACUGUCCCAAGUGUCGGGGGGAGAACGAGAAGACCAUGGACAAGGCGCUGGAGAAGUCCAAAAAAGAGGGGCCUACAACAGGUAGCUGUGGAGAGCGAGCCACCGUGUAUUUAUCGCAUCGCCGCCUCCUGAGGCGUGGGGCUGUGAAUGUCUCUUUUUAGAGAACGCUAGCACAGGAGCCGUGGCGCGUGUGGGGUGCAGUGGCUCUCUGCCUUUGUCCGCGUUGGUACGCGUGUAACACAAACGCGCUCUGUGGGUCAGCAUCCUAGAAACGACAAAUAUAGGUUUGAGUUAAAACACCUCGGGAGUCUCAGACUGAUUUUUUGAGGGGGGGUGUGACUUGGAAGCAGCCUAAUGGGUUGAUGUGGAGAGAAAGAUGUCAUUCAGCUAUCUUGCUUUAAUAAAGACAAUGUUGCUUCUUUGAACAAAUGUUUUAAAUCAGCCAGGUUGCUAAAAAUACAGCGCUUCGCAGCUUUGUUUCUUGCUGCCAUAACGUGUUUCCAUGAAACAGUUCGAUAAAGGCUUAACGUUUGAGGAUUAUUUUUUAAAAAGGAAAAGGCCAAAUGUUUCAUGGCAGAUACUUGAUACCCUGACCUGUUCCCCAAAUGGCCGUUUUUAAAUGAUGGGUACAUCAGACGGGAGGCAUCGAGUCACAGAACUUCAGAUCACCGCUUUGCUGUCACGAUGGUGGUGUAGCGUCUUUAAUUUAUGUGAGGUGUGUAACUGCACACUUCCAGGUGACCUUGCGCUUGCUGUGUUACACUUGGAAGUGCAGCCAGAUGCUGUCGGGAAAACAAGGGGCACCUCCUGCCGUGUGGAUGUGCAGAUGUGACGUCAAGAAAUAAAGGAACUUGGCCAGUUUGUUCCUCUAACAGCAUAGUUGAUUUUGACCUAAGUUAGUUUUAAAAUUUUGUCUUAAAAAUUUAUACACCAGCAGUCUAGACAAAGCCUUAAGCAAAUUUUGUAUUGUUCUCACUUAAUAAUGAAGUAGAAGUUGAACUAAUUGCCAGCAAAUAAAUGAGUGUCAAAAAAGAACAUAGAUUUAGACUGGGGCCAGGAAGCCUGCCCGCCUGUCGGAUCCAGCCCAACGCCUGUUUCUGUGUGGCCUGUGAGCUGAGUGGUUCUUCACAUUUUUAAAUGGUUAACAAAAUCAUUUCAUGAAAUUCAAAUGGUAGUGUCUGUAAAUAAAGUUUCGUUGGAACACA